AUGGCGCCGGGCGCGCUCCGCCGCCUCCCGCUGCUGCCCCGGGCCCCGCCGCCCGGCCCCGGCCUGGCGCCCUCCCGCCGCGGGCAGACGGGCGGCGGCGGAGCCCCGCGGCCCCGCCGGGACCUGUACGAGGUGCUGGGGGUGCCGGCCACGGCCACGGCGGCGCAGAUCAAGACCGCGUACUACGAGCAGUCCUUCCGCUACCACCCCGACCGCAACGCCGGCAGCGCCGCCGCCGCCGCCCGCUUCGCCGCCGUCAGCGAGGCCUACCGGGUGCUGGGCAGCGCCGUCCUGCGCCGCAAGUACGACCGCGGCCUCCUCAGCGCCGAGGAGCUGCGCGCUGCCCCCCGGCCCCCGGGCCGCCCGCCCGCCCCGCCGCCCCGCGCCCCCGCCGCCCGCCGCGGGCCCGCCCCGCCGCCCUUCGACUUCGACGCCUUCUACCGGGCGCACUACGGGGAGCAGCUGCAGCGGGAGCAGCUGCUGCGGGUGAGGCGGGAGCAGCUGCGCCUCCGCCGGGAGGAGGCCAAGGCCCAGGGACGCCUCCGGCUCUUCUCUGACUUCUCGGUCGGGCUCGUCUUUUUCGUGGGCUUUGCCAUCCUCUACGGGCUCAAGUGACAGCGGGGCCAGGCAGGGCAGGGCAGCCACCGCGGCACCCGCCCAGCUCCGCGGCUGCGGCAGGACCCUGCCCCCCGCGGGCAGGGCAGCUGGCGGGGGGUGUCCCCGCACCCGCACAGCUGGCAGGGGCCUGAUCCUCAGGCUGCCACACUUCCCCUCUGUCCGUGUGACCUUCAGACGUGGUACGUGACCAGCAGGCACCAUGCGCGGGCUCCUGGAACCGGGACGUGUCCCUCCCAGCGGUGUGACCUUCAGAGACGUGCGGGGCGCUGCUGCGGUGCCUCCCGCAGGUGGCGUGAGACCCGCUCCCCCUGCGGGCCGCCCGGCAGCCUGGGAUGUGCCCCCUCUGCCCAUCCCACCCCCCCACGCGGUGCCUAACAGGUAAAUGUGGUUGAUGGACUCUGCUCUGUGGACUGUGGUGUGUCCUCUCUGCUGGCACAGCUGUUUGACCUCGGUGGGAACCACGGGCCUGUUUUUAAGCCACAGCAGAGACUGAAGGGCAGUGGGUGGGGUCUGGGGGUGCUCUCCCUGGGGCCUUCUGUUAAUCUGCCACCUGCCAUCUCUGGGCUGUCACUCCUGGCCAGUACAGGAGCCUUGUCUGCAGCAGCCUGGAGGAGUGAAACUUGGGCCCGUGGUGGCUUGUGCCCUGGUCAGCGUGUGACAUCACCUGGAAGUGCUGCCCAAACCCUCCCUGUGCUUGGAGCAGCCUGUCCCAUCCAGGGCUUCCCAGGCCCUUCAUGUCAGACCAUCCCACACGGGCCUUUGUGCCUGGGAGUGGUUCAGCUCUGAGCACUGGGUGGUGGUACCUGUGUUGUACUGUAGCAUCUGAGCAUCAUUUGCACAUUGGAAUAUUUGCCUGUUGAAGUGUUUUAAGAACUAAAGAUUGUGUCUCUCAGA
This is a messenger RNA of Apus apus (common swift), 1512 nucleotides long. RefSeq names its product DnaJ heat shock protein family (Hsp40) member C30 (gene DNAJC30). NCBI's taxonomy places the organism in Eukaryota, Metazoa, Chordata, Aves, Apodiformes, Apodidae. The transcript has a single exon. The coding region runs from base 1 to 615 and encodes 204 amino acids. The record is from RefSeq and is a predicted model, not a curated record.